UAGGAUAAUUGAAGAGGAGGGGAGUAAUACCCAUCUGUCAUUUAUUUCCAGUGUCACCUUGAAGAUGGGAUCUUUUUUGGAGCAUUUAUAGGAUUUAAUUUGAGGUGUUCAGAUGAACUUUACUUUGACGGUGGAUUUCUUUUAAUUAUUUGGAAAAUUAACCAAAAUGUGUUGCUUUUCUUCAUGUAACGUAGCACAGUGUUUACACAACAUGAUUGAGGCUUAAUAACUUUUUAAAAUUCAGACAGUAAAACACAGUUUUUUAGCAUUUCCAAAGGUUAUGUGGUUAUGUGGUCUUUACUGUUUGUGAAGGACGUAUGAAAGUUAAAGUGUAACCUAGUAAAACUACUUUUUGAGACAAAAGAAGGUAGGAAGGUGAAGUCAUGGCCCAUGCUGCGGCUCACCUGAAGAAAGCUCGUGAGCUUGAGGCAAAUCCAGAGUACAGAGCUCUACAGAAAGCCAGGGAGAGGAGGAGACGUCACCGAGAGAGAGCUGAACGUAAGCGGCAGUCUGACAGCAACACCAGUUUCCUGCGGGCUGCCAGAGCGGGAAACAUUGACAAAGUCCUGGACUUCCUGAAAAAUGGAGUAGACAUCAGCACCUGUAACCAGAAUGGUUUGAACGCACUACAUCUGGCAGCGAAGGAGGGACACAAGGACUUAGUGGAGGAGCUGUUGGAGAGGGGAGCACCUGUUGACUCAGCAACCAAGAAAGGAAACACUGCCCUCCAUAUUGCCUCACUGGCUGGACAAAAAGAAGUAGUCAGACUACUGGUGAAGAGAGGAGCAGAUGUCAACUCUCAGUCACAGAAUGGCUUUACUCCACUCUACAUGGCAGCCCAAGAGAAUCACUUGGAGGUGGUGCGAUAUAUGUUGGAAAAUGAUGGGAACCAAAGCAUUGCAACAGAGGAUGGCUUCACUCCACUGGCCAUCGCUCUCCAGCAAGGCCACAACUCAGUGGUCUCCCUGCUGCUGGAGCACGACACCAAGGGUAAGGUCCGCCUCCCGGCCCUGCACAUUGCGGCCCGCAAAGACGACACAAAGUCUGCCGCACUACUGCUCCAGAACGACCACAAUGCUGACGUCCAGUCUAAGAUGAUGGUCAAUAGAACCACAGAGAAUGGGAAGAGUGGGUUUACCCCUCUGCACAUCGCAGCUCACUAUGGUAACGUGAAUGUCUCCACCCUGUUGCUGAACAGAGGAGCUGCUGUGGACUUCACAGCCAGGAAUGGGAUAACGCCUCUCCAUGUGGCGUCCAAGAGAGGCAACACCAACAUGGUGGCCCUGCUGUUGGACCGUGGGGCUCAGAUAGAUGCUAAAACCAGGGAUGGGCUGACCCCCCUGCACUGUGCAGCCAGGAGUGGACACGACCCAGCAGUGGAAAUUCUGCUGGAGAGAGGAGCUCCCAUCUUAGCCAGAACUAAGAACGGACUCUCGCCUCUGCACAUGUCUGCCCAGGGAGACCACAUAGAGUGUGUAAAACUCCUGCUGCAGCACAAGGCGCCUGUUGAUGAUGUCACACUGGACUACCUCACAGCGCUGCACGUCGCAGCUCACUGCGGCCACUAUAGAGUCACCAAGCUUCUGCUGGACAAGAAGGCCAAUCCCAAUGCUAGAGCACUGAAUGGUUUCACUCCUCUCCAUAUCGCUUGUAAGAAGAACAGGGUGAAGGUGAUGGAACUGUUGGUCAAAUACGGAGCCUCCAUUCAGGCCAUCACUGAGUCUGGCCUGACUCCCAUCCAUGUAGCUGCCUUCAUGGGCCACCUCAACAUCGUUUUACUUCUGCUACAAAACGGAGCAUCUCCUGACGUCCGUAACAUUCGUGGUGAGACAGCUCUCCACAUGGCAGCACGAGCAGGUCAAAUGGAAGUGGUUCGCUGCUUGCUGAGGAACGGAGCGUUGGUGGAUGCCAUAGCCAGGGAGGACCAAACUCCCCUCCACAUAUCAUCCCGUUUGGGGAAAACUGACAUAGUCCAGUUGCUGCUGCAGCACAUGGCACAUCCAGAUGCCGCCACCACCAACGGCUACACUCCCCUCCACAUUUCCGCCAGGGAGGGCCAGGUAGAAACUGCUGCGGUGCUGCUAGAGGCUGGAGCUUCACACUCACUGGCCACGAAGAAAGGAUUCACUCCACUACAUGUAGCAGCUAAGUAUGGAAGCCUUGAUGUAGCAAAACUUCUCCUUCAACGCAAAGCUCUUCCUGAUGAUGCUGGCAAGAAUGGCUUGACUCCGCUACAUGUGGCAGCUCAUUAUGACAACCAAGAAGUAGCUCUGCUUCUGCUGGAUAAAGGAGCAUCGCCUCAUGCUACGGCAAAGAAUGGCUACACUCCUCUCCACAUUGCAGCCAAAAAGAAUCAAACGAACAUCGCAUUGGCACUGCUGCAGUAUGGAGCAGAGACCAAUGUCCUGACCAAGCAGGGAGUCAGCCCUCUACACCUGGCAGCCCAGGAAGGACACGCUGAGAUGGCCAGCCUGCUGCUGGUCAAAGGAGCUCAUGUCAACACAGCCACCAAGACCGGACUGACACCACUGCAUCUCGCAGCCCAAGAGGACAGGGUCAGUGCAGCAGAAAUACUCACCAAACAUGAUGCCAACUUGGAUCAGCAAACUAAGCUCGGAUAUACCCCUCUAAUAGUGGCCUGUCACUAUGGAAAUGCCAAGAUGGUGAACUUCCUGUUACAGCAAGGUGCUAGCGUCAAUGCCAAAACAAAGAAUGGAUACACACCACUUCACCAGGCAGCACAACAAGGGAACACACACAUUAUUAAUGUGUUGCUACAACAUGGAGCCAAGCCCAAUGCUACUACAGUGAAUGGAAACACUGCUCUGUCCAUUGCCAGACGUCUGGGUUACAUCUCUGUCGUGGACACAUUAAAAGUCGUCACUGAGGAGGUCAUCACUACCACAACGACGGUCACAGAGAAACACAAGCUUAAUGUUCCUGAGACCAUGACUGAGAUCCUUGAUGUGUCUGAUGAAGAAGCUCUGAGGCUGGAAGACGAGCCAUUAUCUGAGAUGUCUGUGGAGCUGGAAGGUGAGGACACGAUGACAGGUGACGGAGGAGAGUAUCUGAGAGCAGAGGAUCUAAGAGAGCUGGGAGAUGACUCUCUGCCCGGACACUACCUGGACGGGUUCAGCUACAUGAGCCACAACCUGGACAGGCCACAGCACACUCCCAUUCACCAAAGUUACCAUCAGAAAGAGGGAGUUCUCAUCGAAGAUAUGCUUACAAGCCACCAGGUGUCGGCACUGUCUAGAGAGCAUGACAAGGACUCAUUCCGUCUGAGCUGGGGUGCUGAGCACCUUGAUAAUGUCGUGCUGUCCUCCAGUCUGCUUCACUCUGGCCGUUCCUCUCCGUGCCUAGACCAUGACAACAGCAGCUUCCUGGUUAGCUUCAUGGUAGAUGCCAGGGGCGGGGCCAUGCGUGGCUGCCGUCACAACGGCCUGCGAAUCAUUGUGCCACCAAGAAAGUGUUCUGCACCCACGCGGGUGACAUGCAGGCUGGUGAAGAGACACCGUCUGGCCUCUAUGCCUCCUAUGGUGGAGGGUGAGGGGCUGGCUGGUCGCAUCAUUGAAGUGGGACCCACUGGAGCCCAGUUCUUGGGUAAGCUCCACCUUCCCACAGCUCCGCCCCCUCUAAAUGAGGGUGAGAGCCUGGUCAGUCGCAUCCUGCAGCUGGGUCCUCCAGGAACCAAGUUCCUCGGGCCUGUGAUUGUUGAGAUUCCCCAUUUUGCAGCCCUGCGGGGAACAGAAAGAGAGCUAGUGAUCUUAAGGAGUGAGACGGGGGAGAGCUGGAGGGAACACCACUGUGACUUCACUGAAGAGGAAUUGAACCAGAUACUGAAUGGCAUGGAUGAAAAACUUGAUUCCCCUGAGGAGCUUGAAAAGAAAAGAAUAUGCCGUAUCAUCACCCGAGACUUCCCACAAUAUUUUGCGGUGGUGUCACGGAUAAAGCAGGACAGUCAUUUGAUUGGACCAGAGGGCGGGGUCCUCAGUAGCACUCUUGUUCCCCAGGUCCAGGCUGUCUUCCCUGAAGGAGCACUCACCAAGAAGAUCAGAGUUGGGCUUCAGGCUCAGCCCAUUGAUGUUGAGGUGGUAAAAAAGAUUCUUGGUAACAAGGCCACAUUCAGCGCAAUCGUCACACUGGAGCCAAGACGGAGGAAGUUCCACAAACCAAUCACCAUGACGAUCCCUAUUCCCAAGAGCUCAAAUAGUGACGCAUCAAGUGGAGUGUACAGUGGGGAGACACCCACCUUACGUUUGCUUUGCAGCAUUACAGGUGGAACCACUCCUGCCCAGUGGGAGGACAUCACUGGCUCCACACCUCUCACAUUUGUUAACCAAUGUGUUUCUUUCACCACAAAUGUGUCAGCGAGGUUCUGGCUGAUUGACUGCAGACAGACCCAGGAGUCUGUUAGUUUUGGCUCUCAGCUGUACAGAGAAAUCAUUUGUGUUCCAUACAUGGCCAAGUUUGUGAUUUUUGCAAAGACGCUGGACCCCAUUGAGGCCCGCUUGCGCUGUUUCUGCAUGACGGACGACAAGAUGGACAAGACACUAGAGCAGCAAGAGAACUUCACUGAAGUUGCCCGUAGCCGAGAUGUUGAGGUGCUGGAGGGAAAACCCAUAUUUGCUGACUGCUUUGGAAACCUGGUGCCUCUUACCAAGAGUGGACAGCACCAUGUGUUCAGCUUUUAUGCCUUCAAAGAGAACAGACUGGCCCUCUUCAUCAAGAUUAGAGACACAGCACAGGAGCCAUGUGGUCGCUUGUCCUUCACCAAGGAACCACGCACGUAUCGUACUCUUAACCACAACGCCAUCUGCAACCUUAACAUCACUCUCCCAACAUAUUCAAAGGAGUCUGAUUCAGACCAAGAUGCAGAUGAUGAGAGUGAGAGGAGUGACAAGAAAUAUGAUGAGUCUGAAUCAACUGAGACAUUCUCCCUGAGAACUAACCAACCUCUUGACCCUGCAACUCUUGCAAGUCCGGACCUUCUCUCAGACAUGUCAGACAUCAAACUGUCUGCUACCUUAACUCCAGAGCAAAUGGAGCACUUAAUGUAUGAAGAGAGAGCUGGAGCUAGAGGGCUGGAGGAAAAAUCUGGAGGGAUUCAAAGAGGUGGCAUAAAUGUUAGUGGACAGGAAGUACAUCGAGAUGAUGCUAAAACAGAGAAAUGGGGUUCACUCUAUGAAACUAAGACUGCUGAAAUGAAGUAUCCCCCUGUUGAAGAACCAGUCUUCCAGGAGAUUUGCAUUCAGGGGAAGACUUCGAGUAGAUCUGCCACACAGGUCAGAGACAUGACAGGCAUUGUCUCACACCUCAGCAUUGACAUGGACCAGUACCUGGAAGAGAGACCUGUAGUGACAUCUGGUUCUCUAGAAGACCUUGUCCAAGAUAGAUUUGAACAGAUUAUUGUAAAGCGUGAUGGCAAACGCCGUCCCCCAGAUAUCAAGAAACCUAUUAGGAAAAAACUCAGAGACAGAGAGCGUUCUGGAUGUAGCAGCUCUGAGGGUGAGCUGGAAAGGAUGAGCUCUGAGGAGUCUUUAGAUGGUGAUGUUGUUCUAAAGGAGAGUGCCCUUGUACCUACCACAGUUAUGGAUCCUCCAGCCUCUCCUUUAGUGGUUGAAACACCUAUAGGCUCUAUAAAGGACAGAGUUAAAGCUUUACAGAACAAAGUUGAAGAGGAGGAGGUGCAAAAAAAUACUGAAGAACUAACACCUCAGGCAAAAUCUUCUAUCGCCAUAAAGAAGAAUGAGGCAGGCAUGCCAGAACUUCCCAGAGUUCCCAAGUCCCCUAAAUCCCCCAGGUCUCAGACAGAAAGAUUAGAGGAGACUAUGUCUGUUAAGGAACUGAUGAAAGCAUUUCAGACUGGACAGGACCCCUCAAAAAAUAAAGCUGGCCUUUUUGAGCACAAAGCUGUGCCUUCUUCUUGUACUUCAACAUUGAUAUCUGAAUCAGGAGAUUCUGCUCACAUACUGAUGACAGAACAAAGUUCUAUGCAAGAGCCGAAAUCACAAACCCAAACUCAGAGCCUUACAACUUUCUAUCAAGAGAGUGAUGUCAAGAAACGCAACAGAACACACAUAGAGGAUCAACCUAUACACUUAAUCAGAGAUGACUCUGAGGAAUCACAGUUAAUGUCACAUAGCACUUCUUUCGGAAAGACAGUAACAUUUGCUGAUACAAUUCAAUGUGACGAUGGAAGCGCACAGCGAGAGGCACUAGAGUUGUCAGAGAGGGAGACUAUGUCUGUGAAGGAGCUGAUGAAAACAUUCCAGACUGGGCAAGAUCCCUCAAAAACUAAAGCAGAGCUUUUUGACCACAAAGUUGUGACUUCUUGUAUUUCAACUUUAAUAUCUGAAUCAAUAGAUUCUGAAGAGACAACGAUGACUGAACAAAGUCCUAUGCAGGAGCCGAAAUCAACAAUCCAAUCUCAGAACCUCACAAUUGUACAUAAACAGAGUAAUGCCAUGAAAUGUGACCAAACCGCCUUAGAGGAUCAGCCCGUAAGCUUAAGCAGAGAUAACUCAGAGGGAUCCCUGUUAAUUUCAGGUAGUGCUUCUUUUGCAAAGACAGUAACAUUUGCUGAUACAGUUCAGUGUCAUGAUGGAAGUGUUAGCCCACAGAGAGAGGCACCAGGGUUGUCAGACAAAGGGACUGUGUCCGUGAGGGACCUGCUGAAAACAUUCCAGAGUGGGCAUGAUCCCUCAAAAACUAAAGAGGGGCUUCAUGAACACAAAGUUGUGGCUUCUUGCAUUUCAACAUUGAUAUCUGAAUCAGGAGAUUCUGAAAAUAUACAAAGGACUGAACAAAGUCCUACGCAGGAGCCAAAAUCACAAACCCAAACUCAAAGCCUCAACAUCUUCCAUCAACAGAGUGAUGUCAAGAAGUAUAACACAACAGAUUUAGAGGAUCGGCCAGCAAGCUUAAUCAGAGAUGACUCUGAGGAAUCACAGUUCAUUUCAGAUACUGCUUAUUUUGGAAAGACAGUAAAAUUCGCUGAUACAGUUCAAUGUGACGAUGGAAGUGUUAGCCAACAGAGAGAUGCAUCAAAGUUUUCAGAGAAAGAAACUUCAUCUGUUAAGGAGCUAAUGAAAGCAUUCCAAACUGGGCAGGACACUUUGAAAAGUAAAGAUGGGCUGGGUGAACACAAAGCCAUUGCUUCUUCAUGUACUUCAACACUGAUAUCUGAAUCUGUAGGUGCUGAAGAGAUUCAGACGACUGAACCAGCACAGGAUCCAACAUCACAAACCCAAAAACAGACUCUCACAAUUUUCCGUUCCCAAAGUGAUGCUGACAUAUGUGGACCACUGGAUUUAGAGGCUCAAUUGGUGAGCUUAAAGAGAGAUAACUCUGAGGAAUUACAGCUAAUUUCAGAUAUUGCUUUCUUUGGAGAGACAGUAGAAAUUGACGAUACACUUCAGUCUGAUGAUGGAAGGGUUAGCCCUCAGAGAGAAGAGCUAGAGUUGUCAGGAAAGAGUGCGAACAGGAUGCAGUUAGAAGAGCCAGUCAUAAGCACUGGCAGGAGUUUAUCUGAAGAUGUCCAGAUAAGCCCUGAUCGCAGACCUUCUGAGGACUUCAGUGCUGAUAUAAAGGCUGAGCUGGAAGAAAGUCCUGAGUACCAGCUUUUCAAGCGAACAUCAACAGCUGAAGAUGUAAGUGACCAACUUCAGGCACCUGAGGAGGAAACCUUGGCUGAUUCUGAUACAAAUCCACCAUCCAUCUCCAGUCCCUGUAUGAAAAGUUAUUUUGGGGAAGGUGUUUCUCUUAUUGAGAAUCAAAUAAAAGAUUAUGAUCUAAGUCCUGAGAGUCCCAAACAUGAAGGUAUGGCUGAGUCCUCAAACACUAGUGUUGAUAUUAGAACCUCUUGUUCCCGCUCAGGGGAGAGUGAGAAUUAUGAAAGAAACUCAAUGACAGAUCAAAUGACCAAUGAAAUGCUUACUUACUCUAGUAGGAGUGACGAAACAUACAUCUUACCUUCACAGGAGGAGAGAUUUCACGAAGAAAGCAAAGAUAACAAAACAACUGAUCAUGGAAGCAAAAUAUUCUUUACACAAACUGGCACUGAAGUAACAGAAGUCGAAAUCGAGGAGCCACAACUUCAGGAAGUCCACAUUGAGAGGAACACAUUAAGCCAGGCAUCUACUGCAGUAAAAGAUAUGUCAGGGAUGUUGACCUUAAUGAACAGUGACUUGGAUCAGUAUCUAAAAGCUAGGCUUGUGGCAAGUCAGCCACCAGAAGAGGAUAAUGUACAGGAGAAAUUUGAGCAAAUUAUUUUAACAAAGGACAAAGAUAAAGAAAUUCUUGCAGUUGUUACUGAUGAAAGAAAAGGAGCAACAGGGGGUGGCACAACACACAAAAUACAUCAUGCACCAAUGGAAGAACAUCAAAUUGGGUCGGGAGGUGAAGAAGCACAGUGUGAAUUUAAAAAGGCAAAAGAAGCAAAAGAUAUGUCAGGGAUGUUAUCAGUCAUGAACAAUGAGUUGGAUCAGUAUCCUGAUGCUUUGCCUGUGGCUACGCGACCAAUAGAAGAGGAUAAUAUGCAGGAGAAAUUUGAAAGUGUCUCAUCUUUCUCUGAUGAAAAUAAAGGAGUGACAGUGGAUGACACAAUACAAGAGACAGAUUACGCUGCAGUGAAACAUAAAGUCACAAGCAAAAGUGAAGAAAUGGCGAGGGAAUUUAAAGAGACCCAAGCAACCUUCACUGAAGAACUCCUAAUGAAGGAAGAGUGGGUAGAGAGAAAGGCUUCAAAUCAGCUGUCUACAAAAGUAAAGGAGAUGUCAGGCAUGCUGUCACUGCUUAACGCUGACUUAGACAAGUACCUUGAGGACAGGCCAGUGACUUGUAGGCCUCCAGAAGAGGACUCUAUCCAGGAGAAAUUUGAACAAGCUAUUAUCACCAAAAUCCAAAAACCCUCUAGUGAGGAGCAAAUAAUCACAAUAUGUGAAAAAACGCAAGAAGUAGCUAGUACUGAUGUAGAGGAUCAUAUAUGUGGAGAGACACGUGGACAGACUGAUGUGGUUGAACUAAAAGAACUUACACCAAGUUCCGUACUGGAGACAACAGUCCAAGAAGUUUGCAUCGAGAGAAAGACACGGCAACAACAGUCUGCAACUGAGAGGGAUAUGUCAGGCAUGUUGUCACUUCUCAGUAGUGACUUGGAUAAGUAUCUCAAGGAAAAGCCAGUGGAAAUACAGUGCCACCCAGAAGAGGAGAAUCUAGUCCAUGAGAGCUCCAAACAAGUUAUACUGAGGAGGAGUAGUUCACAGGAUAAGAUAGAUGUAGGGGAAAAUGAAAACAUGCAGACCAACAUAGAUGAAGUCAGAGAAUUGUUACCAAGUUCUGUACUGGAGACACCAUUCCAAGAAGUUUGCAUCGAGAGAAAAACACAGCAACAACAAUCUGCAAUUGAGAGGGAUAUGUCAGGCAUGUUGUCACUGCUAAGUAGUGACUUAAAUCAAUAUCUAAAUGAAAAGCCAGUGGAGAUACAAUACCACCCAGAAGAGGAGGUAGUCCAUGAGAGCUACAAAGAAAUUAUACUGACAAAAGACACUGAAACAGAAACUCAUACAUUCUCCCCUGAACACAAGAUGAUGUCACCAGAAGAUAAAAAUCUAGAGAUUGUGGACCUCAACAGAAAGGGAGCUUUGGAGAGUGCAUGGCAGACAUGUACCCAUCAAGAUGAAGGUCCCAAGAGUUUCUCAUCUGAGAGGGACGAGACUAAAACUUCCCUAUGCGCAGCGUCACAUUUUAAUGACUCGACUGAAAGGGUUGUAGGGAUUAUAAAGUCAGAUGUGACAAUGGAUGACUUCAACAGUGAUCAUAAAGAUAUUGAUGAAGUUGCUGCUCAUACAGUGCUCAAAACACACACAUUUUUGCAUACAUCAAGUAGUUCUGACAUGCCAAGACCGGUCAAUUUGAAUAACCUAAACAAGGUGGAUAUUGGUGACCCAGCAAAAGAACCAUGUCAUCAAGACUCACUAGAGGCGAGUCCUCUCAUGGAGGACAGAUCUUCAGACAAAUCCCCUGAUUCAAUUGAGCCAAGCCCUACCAGAGAAUCCCCUACUCCAGAUUCUCUUGAAGGAAGUCCCACUCAUUCAAAGGACACAGAACUUAAGAUGCCAGUCAAGACAGCAGUGUACGAGGAUUAUGCCUCCCAGCUCAAAGCAUGUUAUGCUUAUGACAAAAAUAUUUACAGAGAUGAAAGUGAGCAUGAUGAGCAGGAAAACAACCAUGAUAUCGUCCAAAUGGAAACUGAGAAAGAGGAGAACAUACAUUCCUGCUCAGCAAAGGCAGUAAUUGUUGGCAAUAUGUAUUCUGACACCAAAAUAUGUGACAGUGAGAACACCCACAUGCUCAUGAGGCAAGACUCUCUCGACUCAAAUGAUGGUGAAGAUGAUGCCGCGAAUAAACAACUCACCCCAGAGGAGGAGAUGUUUAUAAUGGCUGCAAAGAUCAAAACAUUUGAGGAGAUGGAACAAGAGGCUAAAAUGAGGAGAGAAAAAUCUGAGACAGGCGAUCUCAGAGAUGAUGAACUAGAUCUAAAAUCUGGCCCAGUUAUACAGUCUUCCUCACAAGAUACACUGGAGAAAAUUUCAGAAAAAUGUGUUUUAGACAGCACUGACAUACUAAGUGAGGCAACAGAUAUUAGUUUGAGCAUUAAAGAGAAGGUGGAAAUUCAGUCACAACUAAAAACAGUGGACAGUUCACUGUGUUCAGAAAGUGAGGAUUGCAUGUUGCUGUUAGCAGAAAGAGAAGCUGAGAUACACAAUGAUAAAAACACUUUAGAAGGUGACCACUCGACACUCACUGACACACGGUUUUCCAGCUGUGUGAGAGAUGAUCACCAUUCAGAUGAUGACAAAGAAGUUCAAUCACCACUGACAGAUGGUUCAGGUUCUGUUAGCAAACCUCAGGAUAUGGUAUGUACUAAAGAACUAGAAAAUGUUAUUCCAGGGUGUGAUGGUAAGAAUAAUGUAGUCCUCAAUGCACAGCUUGAGGCUGAAAAACAGAUGAAUCUUUCUCCUGCAGAGGACAGAAAAACACCUGAUAAAACAUCUGUUCGAACACCAGCUGAUGAGAGAACCCCUGAUCCAUUUCAGUUUCAAGAGGGGAAGCUUUUUGAAAUGACCAGAGGGGGAGCUAUUGAUAUGACAAGAAGAAGCUUUGAUGAAGGGGAGGGAUAUGUAUUUUUUCAUAUAGGGGAUCAUCCAGUUGAUGAAGUUGUGCCAGAGGAGGCUGGGGAAGAUCAAACAAAGUAUUUAACUUUACAGAGUAGUGAUUCCAUUAUAGACACAACCUCUCAAGAUAUCCCCAAAUCAUCUCUGCCUCAGGGUGCCGAUGAAACAAUUCCUACUCCCACUCCCAGGACUCUCAUCAAACCCUCGAGUGACAAGUCAGAGAGUGAAAAACCACUUUCUGAGGCUAAUCUUGGCAGCUCCAUAGAGGUUCAGCUUGGUUCUCCCACUGCUUUGGAAAGACUAACCAACAUUCAAAGUGAGGUAGUAAACCUUGAAAGCCUUGGUCUGGGCUAUCUAGAUUCUACCAUAGCUGACCUUCAAUCAGACACAUCCACACUUGGCCAUUCAGCAUACUCAGAGCAGAGCCAUGAUUCCUCAGACUCUUCUCCUGAUGAUGAGGAGGAGGAAGAUGAAGAGGACCAAUGCUCAGUUAUAGAGAUGUCCCUUUCAGCUGCACAAGCUGGCAUCCCAGCGCAUCAUCAGGAUUCACCUCCACCUUUGAAAAUUACCAUUAAAGACCCAAAGAAAUCAGUGCAUGAUCGUGUUCAAAGAAAAGCAGGAAAAAGCUCAACUUUGGCUCGCAGGACUAGAUCUGAGGCUGAUAGCGACACAAGUAAAGCUUCCAAUAAAAACAGCAGGAGUUAUUCCGACAGUAGUCAACCCACUGAUAAGUCUAACCUUUCUGCCUCCAAACCUCCUGUCAUGACAGAACAGAAACCUCCAGUUCAGACAUUCUCCUCCUCCUCUCCCCAAAAGAAGGAAAUCCAGCUCUCUAAGACAACAGAAACAUCCGUUAGGUCUUCUUUGGAUGUUGAUGAUAUAAGCAGUGGUAGUCACAGGAGUCCGGACUCUGUUGUCUUUACAUAUGACACCCCGGCCGCACACAGUUCUGAUUCUGAUGGAACCCCGUUGCCAUGUGUGCAACCAUCUUCUGGGAGAGAGGAUGUAUUUGAAUCCAGGCCUGCCUGGGAUGACACGGUGGAAACUCAGAUGCAGAGAAUCAUCGAUGAGCCAACUCCAGAGUGUACGCCAGUGGAUUGGCAGGAUGAUGCUGACAGGAAAGAAGAGACAUUAGCAAUCGUUGCAGAUCUUCUUGGCUUCAGCUGGACUGAACUGGCAAGAGAACUGGAAUUCAGUGAGGAUGAUAUCCAGUUAGUGAGAUCAGAGAAUCCUAAUUCCCUCCAAGAGCAGAGCCAUGCCUUGCUGCAGCGCUGGGUCGAGCAGGAAGGCAAACAUGCCACAGAGGACUGUCUGAUUAAGAGACUAACCAAGAUCAACCGCAUGGACAUCGUCCAUCUUAUUGAAACCCAGAUGAACAAGUCAGUUCAGGAGCAAACAUCCAGAACUUAUGCAGAAAUAGAGAAGACACUGGAUCACAGUGAAGUGUCAGUAGCCCUAUCUUCAGUGCAAGAGGAUGCAGACAGCCCCAGAGUUGUGAGAAGGGUGGAGUCAGAUCGCAGACCACCCCCAGCUGUUUCUGAAGAAGAUCUCUCAGUUGCUUCCCUACUGGAUAUUCCUUCAUGGGCAGAGCCUGUUGGACACACUCACUCUGAGAGCAUGCAUGGUGACCUGCUGGAAGAGCUUGAGAUCCCACAUGAAUUGAAUCCUAACCUGUGGACCUCUGAGGAUGUAAUUAUUCAAGAACCUACAAGUUAUGACAACUCUGAUGAGCAAGAAUCAACAGCAUCUUCCAGGGCAAAUCUUUCAGAAUCUUCAAAACAAAAAAAUGUUCAUUUAGGACAGACUCAGGUGUUUCCAACCGAGUCACCCUCCUUGGCACAUGAUUCUAACACACGUUCCACUGAAAAACUAGAAUUACCACUACCAUGUACCUUUGACCUAGGUCAAACACAAUCUGAAAUCACUUUGACAAAUCAAAGUAGCUCACCACAGGAAAAAGAUGAAAACAUGUCGUUCCCAGAACAAAUUGAAAAUUCUGGCUUAGCUAAAUCAAGCUCAGCAACCCCAGACUGCCUUUCUCAAACAGCUCAAGAAAGUCAGGACGACCAAAUCGUCAUGUUCUCCACUCCAACAUCACCAGAGUCUGGGUCACCUCAGCUUGACCAGCUGCUGUCAGAUCUGAAGGAGAUGAAACUUAAAUUUAGACCAGAGACACUUGACCCACGUCUUUCUGAAGUCAGUGAUGAAAGCCCUGGAGUUCAUCAAAUUUAUAAAUUUGAAGACCUUUCACCUGAUGAUCAAUGUCAUACAGAAGAUAGUGAUAACCUAAGAGUCAGUGUGUCAUCUGAUGUAAAGCUUGUAGAAGAUACUAAACACACAAAUGUGACAGUCACAGAGCCUGAACACUUACAGACAUCUAUUCAAGAAGAACCUGAAGUGGUCUUAGUCACUCCUGAUCUAACAAAAACCUCUGAGGCAAGUGUCCCAUCAAGCCUUGGUAGUAGCAAAGAUAGUCCUUUACCCCCUUUUGAGUACCUUUCAACUCCAGAGUCUCCCCAGAGAUCAUGUGAAGUGAUGGAGUCACUGGACCCAAGUUUUCCUGUGGACACAUUACAGUCCAGCACAUAUGAUGAAAAUACUCCCGAGACAUUUUCCUCAGUGUCAUCCCCCAAAUCAGCUGCAAAGAGUCUGUCUGACAUACCUGAGGAACAUCUGGCUAAUCUUUGUGAGGAAGAUCCUACAAAUGACAUUCUUCAAAGUCAAGAUGAACUCGAAUCAGCUACAUUAUCUAAAGGCUCAGUGGGUUUGACAGAAGAAAUCUCAACACAUAGUACCAAAGAUCAACUUCCAAAUUUAUGGGAGACAAGUUUUGUUGAACCCUCUCAGAAUGAAGAUGUCUCUUCUCAAUCUCUUUCUGAUUUGACUCCAGACACAGUUACAUCUGCAAGACAUUUUUGCUUUGAGGAACUGAUUCCGUACCCAUCUGCAGGGGACUUGGAGACAUCUUCAGAUGAGGACAGGCCAAGGACCAGUGGACAACAUUCAGAAGAAUCUCUGACUCCAAUAGAUCCUGAGCGUUUUGGCUCUCAACCCACUCCAGUUGAACACAAAGCAGAGGGGACUUCAUCAACCUCCGAUGAGGAGUACAGCAUCCCACCUGGGUAUGCAAAUAUCUCUCCUACUACAGCUGUCAAUACCCACAUGCCUCCAGAAUACGCAGAAGUUGUGCAUAGUGGUGCAGACAGCCCAACUGUUGAAUACUCUGACCCAGAGCCUUACUUUGACUGCAUACAGGCUGCAUCAGAUUUCUCAGAGACUGAGCUUGAUGAACCUGAGACAAGUACCAGGUCAAAUAAGGAUCAGCCUCAGGCUCAUUUUAGCCAUCCUAGAGUGCUAGACAAGGGGAAUCGAAGAGUCCUGUUAUCUUCUGGAAGUGAAGACUAUGAGGAUGCUCCUUUUGUCUAUGAGCCUCUUUAUAAUGUACCUGAAGAGAACAAAGAAUUAUUACAACAUUCAGAAACAUCGGAUGAAGAAUUCACUCUGUGUGAGGCUUCACAACCGCCUCCUGUCUGUGAAAUUGGGGCAUAUGAUGAUACUGAUAAAUCUCUGACAAGGGAGAUCAACGCAGAGCUCGGAUCAAUGUCAGAAAGUUCAGAUGAUGAAUUUUUGACCACCAGGAUAGUGCGAAGGAGAGUUGUCAUUCAGGCUGAUGAUAUGCCUGAUCUCCCCACUCAGUCGGUGACGGAAGAAAAAUACAAGGAUGAAAAUGGACACAUUGUUGUCAAGAAGGUUACGCGUAAAAUUAUCCGCAAGUGUGUUUCCGUGGAUGGUGUGGAGUGUGAAGAGGUGUCAUUAGAAGGACCUCCCCAUGAGUCAAUCAAAAAAUCCGAGGGAGAUGGAUAUUCGAAGGUAGUGAAGCGGACCAUAGUGAAGAGUGAAGGAGACCACACUGAGGUAACAUUUGCUGAAUGUGCGGGAUUCUCAGCAUCAAGUCAGGAGACACCUGAAGGUUGUAAGGUCAGUCGCGUAGAAAGGACAACGGUGGUGGAGGGUGAAAGAACAAUGACACACCAAGGGGAUCCGUCUCUGGCCUCUGACUUCCCCUCAGCCCAAGACGACUUCAAACAGGCACUAGGUUAUAUAAGUGGUGUUAGUAGAACAGAGCUCCCUCAUGUGGUAGAAAGCGAGACUGUCAAAGAAGAUGGAACUGUGGUCAGGAGGGCCCACAUGCAUAAAGGUCGCACCCGCAGACGAAUCGUGGUGAAGGGACCUGGGCAGCGCAAACAGGUCCUUCUAGAGCAAGUGGACAAUCCCAUAAAAGGGUCAAAACCACACGACCUCCAGCAGCAUCUCCACCAGCUCUUUCACCGCUACUACAAAGAAGAAAAGGAGGACAACAAUGAGGACGAUGAAGACGAGGAAGAGUAGAAAAAUGUGUAACACUCUUUUCCCCGCUCCCUGGCUCUGCCCAUGCUAAAGUCCCCCCCAGUCCUAUGCAUUAGCCACAUGCAAUCCCAGUGUGCACCACUGCACCUCAAAUCUACCACUGUCUUCCCACUGAAGUCCUGGAAGAUAACCUUUUGUUCACAACUUGUUUUCUUCCCUGGCUGGUUUAACGUAUUCAUGAUUUUCUUUUCAUGUUCCCAUGUUGUUUUGCCUUUUUGUGACCAAAGAAAGCCUUUUGUUGUUUUCCUGAUUCAAUUUACUUUCCAUGUCAGAAUUGAUAUUUUUGUCUUGAUGCUGUGGUAGAGCAACAAAAGAAAAGAAAAGAGAAAAAAAACAGAGGAAUACUAUUCACAUCAACUAACUCGUAAACCUCCUGAAGGUAAAGAACACUUUACCUGCAAAACACAGGUACUACUCCUUGAGUAUGUGCUCGGACUGAAAGACAAUAUCUCUCACACUGCACUGCCUCUCACAACCAGAGUUUCUCAGAUAUUCCUUACUUAAAAACUGUCUCACUCACUGUACUAGCCUCUCCGCUCUUUUGAUUCAGGUGGUCAAGAUGUCACACAGAGAAAACCCGACUGUAUCGACACUGAAUUUAACUGCUGCUGCUGCUGCUGCUGUGUUUUGUGUAGGCUAUGUGUAAUCUUGUCUUUGGGAAUUAUAUAUUAUCUAUAAUCUAGACAUUAUGGACAUCAGUAGCCUAGGAAUUAAUAAUCACUCAUGUGAAGUAGAGCAGGCAUGACUAAUCAACAACAUCUGUCAUUAUGAUCCUAGCUUUGACUGCUUUGUAGUUCUAUGGAUUGCCCUUCUGCCUCUCUUUUCCUUCUGUGUGUGUCUCACCUUCUGUGUUGUUGUGUUUAAUUUUAUUCAGUUUUGGAGGGUCUUUUUCUCUUAAAUUGAUCUCGACUCAUAUUGUAUGAAUGGUGAAUGUGUGAGGGAGAUUGUGCAGUAGGUGCUGCAUGUAUGAGUGUGUGCUAAAUACUGCACUGUCAGCUAGUUCGGAAGGGAUAUUGUCAGUUAUUAUAAGCUUAUUUUUUGAAGAUGUCUUAGUUUAUUUUUGAUUUUGAGUUUACUAGUAAGUGUAGAUAACUUAUUUAAUCUUUGUUUGCCACAGGUGAUUAAGGUCAUCACAGCUAUUUUAAGAGUCACUCGUCUGAUGUGACAUUUGUGGUAAGGUUAUCAGGUGUUUCUGCUUUAUUUCAUGUUAGAUUUUAUUAGUUUAUCUCUUGAACGAGUGUUGGACCAGUUUGUGUGGUGUUUGUUUGUGAGCGAAUGAGUCUGUGAGUGUAGUAAAAGAGUGCGUACCAGUUUCCCUCAGCGAAGAAAAGAAACAUUUAUUUUACACAAACUGCAUUUGCACUCCUGAAUGUCAGGAGGGAGCACCUCCAUGCUUUAUGUGCACAGGAUAUGAGGUACAGUAUAUCUUAGCCACAGAUAGCUUUUAUUUUGACGGGGGGGCAGAUGACAAAUACAAGAUAAUGACACACCAGGCACACGCGCAACGAGGCAGGUUGAGAGCUUAAACAUACCAUUAUUCACAGCUCUGAGCAUCGCUACUGUAUGUAUCUACAACAUGUAAUGUAUUUAUUUCACUAUCACUGUUUACUUUGUGAUUUAGAAAAAUGUAAAAUGCAAACUAGUGGAAGUUCACUGUGACAGGUAUGCUUUUAAUUUGAAGAAUCAGCAUCCCUUUUCUGUGAUGAUGACAGUUAUAUACAUAUACAAUGCAUAUAUAAAUAUCUAUAAGGGCAUGUAUUACUGUAUCAAAAUUCAAAAAGACAAAAACAAAAUGGCUGCAGUGUGUCUAUGGCUGAUAGAGAAUAAAAGUCUACAAAUGUA
This is a messenger RNA of Epinephelus lanceolatus (giant grouper), 17426 nucleotides long. NCBI's taxonomy places the organism in Eukaryota, Metazoa, Chordata, Actinopteri, Perciformes, Serranidae. The record is from RefSeq and is a predicted model, not a curated record.